This is a messenger RNA of Pyrus x bretschneideri (Chinese white pear), 2379 nucleotides long. RefSeq names its product thaumatin-like protein 1a. Gene Ontology annotation, biological process: defense response; protein phosphorylation. The transcript is spliced from 9 exons. The record is from RefSeq and is a predicted model, not a curated record. Gene Ontology annotation, molecular function: protein tyrosine kinase activity; ATP binding. The coding region runs from base 494 to 2272 and encodes 592 amino acids. Lineage: Eukaryota; Viridiplantae; Streptophyta; Magnoliopsida; Rosales; Rosaceae. Gene Ontology annotation, cellular component: extracellular region.
CGCGUAUGUACAGCCCCCCUUGGCUCCUAAGUUUAUCAUGAAAUCAUAAGUUCAAGCUAACUAGCAAGAAGCAGGCAAUUAAGAUAUAUUCAACGACGAUGAUGAAGAGCCAAGUAGCUUCCCUCCUCGGCCUCACCAUGGCCAUCCUCUUCUUCUCAGUGUAUGGGAUGAGAGAAUUUGAGAGUGUAGAAUUGAUCCAUAUCAGAAUGUUCUGAUUAUUUUCGAACCAUGUCACAUACGGAGGAUUCAGAGUAGAUGUGCAAUUUCCAGAGAAAUCAAGAAGAAAUAUGGGCGGAGCAGUCAUCGUGCCGUCAAUAAUUCUGAUGAGAUUGUAUCGGCAGAAGAUCAAAGCAAACAGCGCACUUCAGGUGCACAUGCAGCAAAAAUCACUUUCACAAACAAUUGCCCCAACACUGUUUGGCCAGCAACCAGUGGCCAACAACGUGAAUUAUCACUCACCGGGUUCAAACUAGCAUCCAAAGCUAGCCAAUCAAUGGACGCUCCAUCCCCUUGGUCUGGUCGCUUCUGGGCCCGAACCAGGUGCUCCACAAACGCCACUGGAAAAUUCUCCUGUGAAACUGCAGACUGUGGCUCUGGUCAGGUCGCAUGCAACGGCACAGGCGCAGUUCCACCAGCAACUUUAGUAGAAAUGUCAAUCGCAGUAAUCGGGGAUCAAGAUUUUUACGAUGUUAGUCUUGUUGACGGCUUCAACUUGCCCAUGUCUAUCGCCCCACAAGGCGGCACGGGCAAGUGCAAGGCCUCGACUUGCCUUGCGAAUAUUAACGCGGCUUGCCCAGCUCAAUUACAAGUGAAAGCGGCUGAUGGGAGUGUCAUCGGUUGCAACAACGCUUGCGUGGCGUUCAACGAGCCGAAGUACUGCUGCACUCCACCGAAUAAUCAGCCGGAGACAUGUCCUCUCACGGAGUACGCUCUGGUCUUCGUGCAGAAGUGCCCACAAGCUUAUAGCUACCCUUUUGAUGAUAAAAGCGGCACAUUCACCUGCAAUGGCGGACCUGACUACGUCAUUACAUUCUGCCCAGAUGGUCCAUGGGUUGAGGGCCCCAUUCCACCAACACCGUCCCCACUUUACUACCCACACAAUCCAUCAGGUAAAGGAAAGCCAAUAAAGUUAAUUGUGAGCCUUACAGUUGUUUGUUUUAUCGGUGUACUGGGUGCCAUAGUGUUCGGUUUGUGCAGAAUGAGAGCUAAGCAAAAAGGAGAAAUCAAAUUAACAAGGGACACCCUACAAGAAUAUAUAGGAGGAAAACAUGAUGAGCUACUGAUCUAUGAUUUUGAAACCAUAUUACUUGCUACGGACAAUUUCAGCAUAGAAAACAAACUCGGGCAUGGAGGAUUCGGUCCGGUUUAUAGGGGUAAGCUAGCAGAAGGGAAGGAAAUAGCAGUAAAAAGACUAUCCAGUACCUCAGGGCAAGGUGUAGUAGAGUUCAAGAAUGAAAUGUUGCUGAUCUCCAAUCUCCAACACAAAAAUCUGGUCAGAAUCAUCGGUUGCUGCAUUAAAGAGGAUGAGAAGUUACUGAUUUAUGAGUUCAUGCCAAACAAAAGCUUGGAUACUUUUCUUUUCGAUUCGACGAGAAGAGCAGUGCUUGAUUGGGGUACACGUUUCAAUAUUAUUCAAGGAGUUGCUAGAGGGCUUGUUUAUCUCCAUCAUGAAUCCCAUUUGAAGGUAAUACAUAGAGAUCUAAAAGUGAGCAACAUUCUCUUGGAUGAGAAAAUGAACCCAAAAAUUUCAGAUUUUGGAUUGGCACGUUCGGUUGAAGGGACACAGAAUUUAGAAAAUACUCAGAGAGUUGUGGGAACGCGUGGAUAUAUAUCUCCAGAGUAUGCCAUGGGUGGAAUAUUUUCUCAAAAAUCUGAUGUCUACAGCUUUGGGGUCUUGGUAUUGGAGAUUAUUAGCAGCAAGAAGAAUUCCGCCUUCUAUAUCUAUGAUCAACAGCUAGGCUUACUAGCCUAUGCAUGGAAGUUAUGGAAGGAAGGCAGGGAAUUGGAGUUGGUAGAUGAAAUGUUGGCGGCUGAUUCAUAUUCGGCUCCAGAAGUUAUGAAAUGUGUGCAUAUUGGCCUGCUUUGUGUACAGGACAAUCCGACGGAUAGGCCGAGCAUGCCGGAUGUAAUUUUUAUGCUAAAUGGUUCCACAAAUGUAAUUGGUGGUCCACAACCUAAGCAGCCUCUAUUCACUAUCCAAAACUCAGUCUCUCAUCCUCAACCACAGCCUUCGAAUAAUGAAGUUACAAUUACAAUGAUUGAAGGACGCUAAAUGUAUGCUCCUGACAGUGGUGGAGGUUGGGAUUUGCUGAUCUAUGUGAAUUUGGGUUGUGUUUGCUAGGAUUUGUAGUCAGUUCGUAUAAUUUGUUGUUUGCUUUC